GGUUGGGGUCAGUUGAGAAUUGCAUUAGAACCGGAAAGAUGCGCCUAACACUAUUGCUGCUGAUAAUUGUGGGAGCCGUCUGCCUGAGCGUGGGCUAUGGCCAGCCACUGGAGGAUGAUUCAGUUAAGGAUAACAAUAACGAGUUAUCUCUGCUAAGUCUGGCCGAUCAGGGCGAUCAACAUGGAAACGAAGGCGCUCGUGAGGCUCGUGCGUUUGGAUAUGGACGUGGAGGAUAUGGCCGUCGUGGCUUUGGAUAUGGAGGAUUUGGCCGUGGUGGCUAUGGAUAUGGAGGAUUUGGUCGUGGUGGCUUUGGUCGUUAUGGCUAUGGCCGCUAAUCUGGCGAGAAUUUACAUAUACUAUUAUACCACAAAAAUAUGUAUAAUGUAACACAAUCUGAACAUGUUUGAAA
Drosophila navojoa is the source of this 409-nucleotide messenger RNA. RefSeq lists its product as uncharacterized. The record is from RefSeq and is a predicted model, not a curated record. Lineage: Eukaryota; Metazoa; Arthropoda; Insecta; Diptera; Drosophilidae.